AUGUCGACCCAAUCUCCCACACCAUUAACGCCUAAGGGUCCUCGAAACAAUCGCCGCAAUCAGAAGAGAUUCACAACUCCCUCGGCCGGGCAUGUAUCGACACUCGCAACACCUCCAUCAUCGCCACCUAGGGCCGUCAGCCCCAGAGAAGCCGCAACUGAUUCUUCAGGCACUAUCGCCUUUUCGAAGAAAAAGGGAUCUAGAUCUGCUAGAAAGCCCCAUGAUGGAUCUAAAACGUCCCCCGUUAGCAGGUCCGGCCAUCGCCAUACGUCGUCGCAAUCAAAUAACAUCAUCGCCACUCCUCAGUUGAAGGAUACGCAUUAUGCUGGUCCGACCUUCCACGCAUCGCCUGCGCCCUCAGCUCUACCAAUACCUAGUUUUUUCUCCGAGUCAUUUCCGGAAUCUGAUCUUGCACCUACGCUGGAACAAGAUAGCGACCAUCUUGAUGCUGAUGCUGAUUUCGAGAAUACUCCUUCGAAGCCCAAAUUGCGCCCGCAUGUUUCACAGGAACAACGAGAGUCCACGCCACUAGACUUUCUUUUCAAAGCUGCUGUCGAAGCUAGGAAGGCCCCAGCUCAGCAAAAUCCUGAAGAGAGUCCUCGUGUUAGAUCACCACAAACCGACUCCAAGGCAAUUCACCAACGCAAAUUCAAUAAUGAUACUAGUGGAAUGUUCACACUAGAAAUAGGAGGCUCAGAUUCUAAUCAAGCUCAGAUCGGGCCUUCUUUCGCGCCGUCUUACAAGGAUCGUAUGAAUGCUCUACGAUCGGCUAGCUCUCCGUCACCAAAUUUGCAGGACCUUGAUGAGAACCAACGAAAGGCUAAGACGGAAGCGCUGAAAAUCUUACUACUCAACCCUCGUCCGCAACGGCCAUCGUCUAUCUCCCAGUUGAACCAUGACCACUUCAGCCAAAAGCAAGAGCGGCCAAUCCUGAGUCCGAUGGUGCCGCAUUUUGCUACUCCCUUAAGAACUAGUUCAGGCCCGCCGGUCAUGGCCUCUUGUGGCGAACCGCCAAGCAAAGGACCGCCUCCAUCUGGGUUCAGUACACGCUCAGGCCCUCACCAUGUUAACCUUAAUUCCCCGCAGCGUCAGCAUCUCCCGGACCCUACUACCUUAGGAAACGGGGUACUUGCUUCCAACCCGGGAAAUACAACAAAAACUCCAAGACAAUUAUACGGCUCACCAUCCCUGACCUAUCCUUCUUCCAAAUUGUCAGCUCAUCAGCAGCAUUCAAACGACUAUCCUACUCUCGAUUCUAAACCUGCUUUCCAGAACCUUCCAGUCAAUGCAAACUCCCCUACCGUUGACACGAAGAAGAUGGAGGAUGAUUUGCGGCGGAUACUGAAGCUUGAUGUCAAUUCAAGUAUCCCAUCGAGUGGCAUUCAGAGCUCGCUUGCAUAG
Aspergillus mulundensis is the source of this 1401-nucleotide messenger RNA. RefSeq names its product proline-rich nuclear receptor coactivator motif-containing protein. The transcript has a single exon. NCBI's taxonomy places the organism in Eukaryota, Fungi, Ascomycota, Eurotiomycetes, Eurotiales, Aspergillaceae. The record is from RefSeq and is a predicted model, not a curated record. Bases 1 to 1401 code for a protein of 466 amino acids.